AUGUCGGCCUUUCAGCGGCGGACGCCGGGGGGUGGGGCGGCGCCGGCGCACGGCGUGCGCGCGGCGUCGUACAGCGCGCCGGUGCCGCUGAUGUCGACAGGCAUUGCGGCACUGGACGAUAUUCUGUGCGGCGGCGGAAUCCUCGCGGGUUCGGUGCUGCUGCUCGUGCCGUGCGCCGAGACUGGGACGGGCGCCGCGCCGAUGCUCGGCGCGCCGGCCGUGCGCGACACGGCGCAGGCUGCGUUUGACGCAAUGGGCGUCGCGGCCGCAGAGCCGUAUACAGACCUAUUCCUGGCCUACUCCGCGGCGCAGGGCAUUGCGUCGCAGCAUGUGACGGUCGUCAUAGGGCCGAGCUCGGACCACUUUCUCAAGCACCUCAUGGGCCGCGCGACCGAGGCGGACGACGAGAAAGAGGUCGAUACGGAAGCGAUGCAGCGCAUGAAGAUUGCAUGGCGCUACGACCAGCUGCAGCGCGUCGACGCACCGCUCCAGGAGCGGAAAGAGGCUUUUUGCACCGUAUUUGACCUGACGAAGCGGAUACCCAGGGAGGAGCUCGAAAAGGCACAGCACGCAGGGCUCCUCCAUACUUCGUCGCUCGACACGGGCACGCUGGACGCUGCAUGGCCGGCGGUCGAGCGCGGCGUCGCCAAGUGCAAGGAAAUUGCGUCCGAAGGAAAGCGUGCACCGGCGCUGCGCAUCCUCCUGCGCGACUUUGGGUCGCCCGACUGGGGAAGUGGCGCGCUUGUGCCGUUCUUGCUGCGCCUGCGCACACUCGCACGGACGCUGUCGAUGCCGACGACCGGCACGCCGAUUCCGUGCAUCGUCAACGCGGCGCUCUCGUCGCACCUCGCAUGCGCACAGAGCGGUGCAAAUCUCUUGCACCGGCUCAUGCACCUCGGCGACGGGUGCAUUGGCCUCACGUCGUUUGCGGCCUCGGCCGGCCUCCGCGACGUAUUUCCCGAUAGCACGGGCGCCCUGCGUGUAUUCAAGACGCCGGCUAUCGGGACACUGACGAAUCCGUCGUUGCGCGCAUCGGUGCUGCGCGGCAUGGGCGCAGGCACCGCACAGAGCGCGGCGCGGAGCGAAGGCGGCGCAGGCGGUGGCGAAAACAACCUCGCGUUCAAGGUGCGCCGCAAGCGCCUCGUGAUUGAUACGCUCCAUCUAGACAUUGAAGGCGGCGUGAGCGAGCGGCGGACCAAGCCAAAGGAAGGCGUGGGCCUGACCCAAAAAGGCGCGCGGCCCGCCGAGACCACGGCGCCGCCGGCGCCGGUCGUCGAAGUGACGACCGAGCCUAGCACAGCGCCUGCCGCAGCGCCCCCUGCGGCGCCUGCCGCGGCGCCCGCCGCGGCGCCGGCGCCCCGCCUUCCCCACUUUGGCGGCCUCGCGAGCCUGCGUGAGCGCGGCCUGCAAGCACGCGCGGAUGCGCGCCCGAGUAAACAGGACUAUGAGUUUUAA
Malassezia japonica is the source of this 1455-nucleotide messenger RNA. It is a transcript of the gene ELP4, whose product is annotated as Elongator subunit elp4. Lineage: Eukaryota; Fungi; Basidiomycota; Malasseziomycetes; Malasseziales; Malasseziaceae. The record is from RefSeq and is a predicted model, not a curated record. Gene Ontology annotation, biological process: tRNA wobble uridine modification. The coding region runs from base 1 to 1455 and encodes 484 amino acids. Gene Ontology annotation, cellular component: elongator holoenzyme complex; transcription elongation factor complex; cytoplasm. The transcript is spliced from 2 exons.